This is a messenger RNA of Oncorhynchus keta (chum salmon), 6193 nucleotides long. Its product is annotated as phosphatidate phosphatase LPIN1. Gene Ontology annotation, cellular component: nucleus; mitochondrial outer membrane. Gene Ontology annotation, molecular function: phosphatidate phosphatase activity; transcription coactivator activity. NCBI's taxonomy places the organism in Eukaryota, Metazoa, Chordata, Actinopteri, Salmoniformes, Salmonidae. Gene Ontology annotation, biological process: cellular response to insulin stimulus; fatty acid catabolic process; positive regulation of transcription by RNA polymerase II. The record is from RefSeq and is a predicted model, not a curated record.
AACAUCCACAGAAACGACCGGUGAGCACACACAGUAUAACAGUCUUACAGAGAAUCGCAAUGAUCACUACUUGGUUUUAACGUCUGAACACAUACGUCGGACUACCGGGUUUCUUACACCUGAAUACACACGUCCGUCGGAUCACCAAGUGUCUAACACACACACACACACAUGUCGGUUGGAUCACCAGGUUUCUAACACACACACACACAAGUUGAGGAUCCUACGCCUGAGUGGGGAGCGAGCCGUGCCAUGGAACCAUGACCCCAGAGGAACAUCUGGAAGAAUUCUGCAACGACGCCAGUCCCAACUGGUUCUGGUCUCAGACCAUGAACUACGUGGGCCAGUUGGCGGGCCAGGUGUUUGUGCAGGUGAAGGAGCUGUACCGGGGCCUGAACCCGGCCACUCUUUCAGGCUGCAUUGAUGUCAUCGUGGUACGGCAGCCCGACGGCACCCUGCAGUGCUCGCCCUUCCACGUCCGCUUCGGCAAGAUGGGCGUUCUGCGCUCCCGUGAGAAAGUGGUGGACAUAGAGAUCAAUGGAGAGCCUGUGAGUCUACAAAUGAAGCUGGGGGAGAACGGAGAAGCCUUCUUCGUCAAGGAGACAGAGAACACACUGGAAGUGGUUCCGUCAUACCUGGCGACGUCACCUAUCGUGUCCCAGGGGGCGGAGCUAAUGGAAGCUCAGCUGGGGAGGGGUGUGUCUCGCCUCUCUGACCCCGCCACCCUCCAGGUCCAGACCCUGGGAUCCCAGCAGACCACAGGAGGAGGAGGAGGUGAAGGAGGGAUGAUGAUGAAGAAGAGAAGGAAAAGGAGGAGGAAGGCACGGGAAAGCGGAGGAGGGAGACGGGAGGAGAGUGGGGAGUACUCAGAGGAUGAGGACAUGUUCACCAUCGACAUGAGCACUGAUGAGGAGAGAGAGCACGACAACAACAGUAGCAGGGCCUCUUCUCGGGAGCUCAAUGGAGAGCAGGGCCCUAAGGCCAGUGUGUUGAGCAGCAACUACACCCAGAACACAACAUACACACACUCUGAUGCAGACUGGGCACGCUCACAGAGUGCUAUAAUAGAGCAGACACGUACUCUGUCUAUCCCUCCUAGUGGUGGUCUGUCCAUCUCCUGUCCACAGCAGACUUCUGUCUUCCCUUCUCCUGUCAGCAGCCCCGGUGGCUCCCGCCCCUCCACUCCGAAGAGUGACUCGGAGCUGACCAAUCAGAGCAAAGACAACCCUGAGAUUCUGUGGGCCUGGGGGAGCUGCCACAAGCUGCUAAGCCCUCCUACCUCUCUCCGCCCCAGAUGCAAGAUUCUGGGAUGGUCCCCUGUCUCCAUCCCUGUGUGUGACAGCACACACUUCAGAACCAUCCCCGGAGAAUGUGGCCCCCCUGGCCAGACCCAGAGCCACCCAGACAAUGGCCCCCCAUCCCUCAACCCGUACAUGCCCCAGCCUGGUAACAACACGGCUGGGCCCGUUGCUGGAGGGGACAUGGAGUUAGUAGGGGCAGCCUGUAGAGAGGUGGAGGGGCUGAUGGCCUCCAGGUUGCUGUCAGAACUGGAUGAGGGGGGCCAGAGGAGCAGCCCAGUCAGACGCACAGACUCCCCAUCCAAGAGGAAAGACAAGAGGAGCCACCACCUGGGCUCGGAUGGAGUCUACCUGGAUGACAUCACUGAGCUGGAGCCAGAGGUGGCUGCUCUGUACUUCCCUAAAAGUGACGGUUCAGUGAGAGGGGGCUCGGAGACAGGGGCGCGGAGCACCAACCAAUCACCUCAGUCGGUGGGGAGCAGUGGGAUGGACAGCGGUGUGGACAGCUACGCUGACCAGCUGGGAGACAUGCCCAACAUCGCCAUCUCUCUGUGUGGAGGUCUCACUGAAAACAGAGAGAUCACAAAAGAACAGUUCCAGGAGAGAGCCAUCUCUUACCAGCAGUUCACUGAAAACCCCUCCAUCAUCGACGAUCCCAACCUGGUGGUCAAGAUUGGAACCAAGUACUACAACUGGACCACCGCAGCCCCUCUCAUGCUGGCUAUGCAGGUGUAUCAGAAGCCCCUGCCAAUGGCCACGGUGGAGAACAUCAUGAAGGAGAAGAUGCCCAAGAAAGGAGGCCGCUGGUGGUUCUCAUGGCGCAGCAGGAACAGCGACUCCAAAUCGGACUCAGUGUCUGAGAUAGGAGUUGGAGACGGGGGAGAGACCUCUCUCAGCAUGGCUUCAGUCAAUGGAAUGAAGGAGGAGUCUUCCUCCAGCGAUGAGGAACACAGACCGUCCAAUCAGGACUCAGAAUCCUGCAAGCCCGAGCCUCUUCUCACUCCUGGUAGUGUCUUCUACAGGAAGACCCUCAGACUGACCUCAGAGCAGCUGGCCAGUCUUCAGUUGAAGGAGGGUCCUAAUGAGGUGGUGUUCAGUGUGACCACUCAGUACCAGGGCACCUGUCGCUGCCAGGGCACCAUCUAUCUCUGGAGCUGGGAUGACAAGAUUGUCAUCUCAGACAUUGACGGCACCAUCACCAGAUCUGACACCCUGGGCCACAUCCUGCCAACGCUGGGCAAAGAUUGGACCCACCAGGGCAUUGCCCGCCUCUACCACCGAGUCAGCCAGAACGGUUAUAAGUUCAUGUACUGCUCUGCAAGGGCCAUAGGUAUGGCUGAUAUGACGAGGGGGUAUCUCCACUGGGUCAAUGAGAGAGGAACCAUGCUGCCUAUAGGACCUGUCCUACUCAGCCCCAGCAGCCUGUUCUCAGCCCUGCACAGGGAGGUGAUAGAGAAGAAGCCUGAGAGGUUUAAGAUUGAGUGUCUGACUGACGUGAAGCAGCUGUUCCACCCCAACACUGAGCCUUUCUACGCAGCCUUCGGCAACAGAGCCACGGAUGUGUAUUCCUAUAAGGAGGUGGGCGUUCCCCUAAACAGGAUCUUCACAGUCAACCCCAAGGGAGAGCUGAUACAGGAACACGCCAGGACCAACAUCUCAUCGUAUGGUCGUCUGUGUGAGGUGGUGGACCACGUCUUCCCUCUGUUGAUCAGAGGUCACGUCUCGGACUUCUCCUUCCCUGACACCUUCAGCCAGUUCACCUACUGGAGAGAACAGCUGCCCCAGAUCCACAGCUCUGAUCAGCCCCAGGUCCACAGCUCUGAUCAGCCCCAGAUCCACAGCUCUGAUCAGCCCCAGGUCCACAGCCCUGAUCAGCCCCAGGUCCACAGCUCUGAUCAGCCCCAGGUCCACAGCCCUGAUCAGCCCCAGGUCCACAGCCCUGAUCAGCCCCAGGUCUACAGCCCUGAUCAGCCCCAGGUCCACAGCCCUGAUCAGCCCGAAAUCCACAGCCCUGAUCAGCCCCAGGUCCACAGCCCUGAUCAGCCACAGAUCCACAGCCCUGAUCAGCCACAGAUCCACAGCCCUGAUCAGCCCUUGGUCCACACCCCUGACCAGCCCUUGGUCCACACCCCUGACCAUCCUCUGGAAAUCAGCUGUGGAGACCCACUUCCACACCAGACCACCCCAUGAGUGACCUGUGUGCAAUCUGGGAAGGAAAGGGAGAGACACAUUUAUGAUGAUGACGGCGUGCAAAUGAAAGAAGCAUGUCUCUGCUCUAAUGUCACACACACACACACGCACAGCAAUGCAUAAGCAGACCUUAACACACACAUGGUUGCCAUGUGCACACUUAUGCACUAGUGGAAGUUCUCUCCGACAACAACAGGCAUGUUAGCACUGAGUGGUAUUUCUAUGUACUCACCUUUCCUGUUUGUGUUCUACUCCUCAGUGUUCUGCUCUACAAUACCUAGCCUACUGUUCAUCAGGUGCAAAAGGUGCUUACUUGUAUACAUACUGUAGCUGCAACUCCGGCAAGAAGCACUGAUUCAGUCAACCUGGGGGAAAUCACUGUGAAGAACAGCCUAUCAACGGCAGCUAUUUCACCCAAUUAGCAUUGCCCGAUUGAUUCUAGCACUUUUAGUCUCCAAUGUGGGUACAGUAAACCGCGACGCAUGUUCGGUCGACACGUUCAGAUCUAACGAUCACAUGAAGUGCGAAUGUAAUAGAUGUCGAACAAAGCAGGAUUAUGCUCAACUAGCGCUAUUAUUAUAGCGCAUGGCGAUAAUUCAGUUCACCCGUUCGACCUCCAAACAUUUGCCGAUAUAAUCAAAACAAAUGUUAUUUGUCACAAAAACAGGUGUAGUAGACCUUACCGUGAAAUGCUUACUUCCAAGCCCGUAAACAACAGUGCAGUACAAGAAAUAGAGUUAAGUAAAACAUUGAAUAAAUGCGUUUUAAAGCGCGUUUCCGUUCUAGUAAGUAGCAUUCUAUAUUCGGUUUUUAUUCUUCCGUUUUUGUUGUUGUUGUCAUGUUCUGUGUAUGAUAGAUAUGUUAGUGAUCAACUGAACUGAAACAGGUAACCAGUGCAGCUCCUCACUAUUGUUAACGAGGCACAGAGGAGGGCUGUCUCUCUCGUUGAUGCCUCUCGCCCAUAGUCGUCAACAGUCCUUAUAUGGUCAUGUAACCAAACACCUGAGAAAAGCCUCGCGUGAAACUGACGUUACUCUUGACAGUAAGCCGUGCAAGAAAACUCAGGUUGUCAGUUUUAGCAGUCGUCUCUGUCUUCGUUUCUCCGCCACUCGUCACGGGUUUCCACGGACCGUGACACACAUGUCAUCAAAUCAAAUCAAAUGGCAUUUGCCACCUGUGCUGAGGUCUACACCUGUUAUGUUGGGCGCAUGUGACAAAAACAAUUUGAUUUAAUUUUGAUGACCUGUCCGAUCCUCUCUGUGUGCAGUGUCAUGGUUUUGGCUAACAUUAACAGGUAAUAUUGUGCAGACAGUAGAAAACAUAUUAUAUCCUCUGCUUUGGUGGUCCAUCAUCUUAAACUCUGUGUGUAACUGCGAGAUCGGAGAAACCUACAAAUGUAUGAACUAUUUAAUUAAUUUCACAUUUUUAAGCGAGCAGCUUGUGAACGCACUUGGAUUUGGGCUUUGGUUUUUAUUUCACUUUAAAUAUUGUGUUUAUGUGAUUGAAUCUGAAUAGAGUUUUAAUGUUCAUUCUCACUGUUGUACAUAGUGCAACCUUUUUUAGCGAUCGAAUUCAGAAACAUUGUCAGUAAAAGUGGCUGGCUGCUGGACUACAGUAGUUUGACCUUAAGGCUAACAACAUUUUUGCACUGACAGACUUAUAGUGUCCACUGAAGCGAAACCAUUGAGAUAUUCUACAGUCAACCAAUCAACAUUCUCCUGAAUUCUAGAAUCUACUACUUAGAUACAAAGAACUUGGACAAACAGGUUAAAUUGAACUGUCGCUCCUUGUAAUUUCAGCAAUUAGAAUGCACAACAACCUUGACGGUUCUGAACCUCCCCAAAGGGGUUUAAAGCACAAAGCACUAACGACAGUCCGUCUGUCCAAUCAGAUCUCUGUUGUGAACAGAGGAGGUGGCAGGAUGUUUCUAUGGGUGGCUUCCGUGGAAUGUGUAUCAGUAUAUGUAUAUUGUGCAAUUGCCAAUGUCAUCCUGUGUGUAAUACGGAUGGAUAUUCAAGACGUCCUGCAUUACCGGAAUGAAUACUAACACUGUGAUACAGUAUUUCUCUCUUUUUUUUAAUCGAUCAUAUUGAUGACCACUAUAAAACCUGAUUGCAUCACUAUGGAGGAGAGAAGGUUCCCACCGUCCCUGUGUCAUAUGCCGUGUUGAUUACUUUCAACACCUUUUACCUUCACUUUGGUUGAAUUGACUACCAGUGGGAUGGUUGAAACAUCCAUUUUCCAUGGUUCAGGAGUAUUGUGACAUGGCGACUAAUGUGAGAUGUUGGAUUUACCACCAACCGAAGAGGUGUGUUGGUAUUAGGAGGAUAACGGAUGGACGGAUGGAUGGAUGAGUCAAUGGAGGCAUGUGAUAUCACUGUUGCUGUGUUUUACUCCUCCUCCGUGUCAUUGUCUUCUGUUCUCCCUUUACUGUACUGUCACAGGAUUUGUUCCAAGUAUGUUAAAGUACUACUGUAUAUUCAGAUUAAAUGACUGUAUUCUUUCUGUGAAAGAUCUAUAUAAACAACGAGCUUGUUGCCUUACAGUAUGCCGUGGCUGUCUCUACCCUCGUUAGUUUGUUUCUGAGAUGUACAGAGUCAAUUACUCUCGCACUGUGUCAUGUUGUAUAGGUUAACAAUCCAUUCUGAAAAUAGCUAUAAUGGAAAUAGGUUUUUCAAUAAAUGCAAAAGUUGAUUGUUGAUGGA